Messenger RNA from Bipolaris oryzae ATCC 44560, 630 nucleotides. RefSeq lists its product as uncharacterized. The record is from RefSeq and is a predicted model, not a curated record. NCBI's taxonomy places the organism in Eukaryota, Fungi, Ascomycota, Dothideomycetes, Pleosporales, Pleosporaceae. The transcript is spliced from 2 exons. The coding region runs from base 1 to 630 and encodes 209 amino acids.
AUGCUUGCUAUCAGUAUUCUCCUCAAAAAGCCACAAUGUGACAAAAAGAGUCUUGAUCAGCUCCGUGCAACAAUAGCGGCCGACCGGAACAAGUACAAGGAAGAAAUUGUACGGUUGAGCAGACGGAUUGAAAUGGGGCAGAGACGCCAUGAUGGCGAGCUGGCUUCCAUGAUAAUCGAGGGUCUUAAAACCCCAAACCGUCGCACACAACACGAUAUGCCGACCUUUGCGGGUACGAACAUCGCAAGCAACGCUGUGUACACAUGCAUUACCGAUGUGCUCAGUGCCUCUCAGAGUUUGGUCAACGAAUACAAGCGACUAGAUGACAUGAUCUCGAAGCUGCGAGAAGACCAAGCGCAUCCUAUUGCAGAUACAUGGAAACGGGAUAUCGAAGAAAGAGAAAACCAGCUCAAACUGGGAGCAAGAGUGGCAAUGAAGAAUGUGAGGAAGGUUUUAGGAGCUAAGGUAGCAAUCGGUGAUGCGAAGGGACUGACUGAUGAAGAUGGAGACGUGGACAUGAACGUAGGUGGGAAGGUGCAGCUGACUGGUGAGUUGCUGGAGAGUCUGAGGUAUGCGGAAAGGGGAGCCAAGCGCAUGACCAAAGGGCUUCCGAUGAACCAAGGCCGCUGA